AUGAAUCUAUAUAACUUGUUAGAUACCUUAUUGGAUAACUUGUUAUAUAACUUGUUAAAUAACUUGUUAGAUAACUGGUUAGACAACUGGUUAGACAACUUGUUAGAUAACUUGUUAGAUAACUUGUUAGAUAACUUGUUAGAUAACUUGUUAGAUAACUUGUUAGAUAACUUGUUAGAUAACUUGUUAGAUAACUUGUUAGAUAACUUGUUAGAUAACUUGUUAGAUAACUUGUUAGAUAACUUGUUAGAUAACUUGUUAGAUAACUUGUUAGUUAACUUGUUAGAUAACUUGUUAGAUAACUUGUUAGAUAACUUGUUAGAUAACUUGUUAGAUAACUUGUUAGAUAACUUGUUAGAUAACUUGUUAGAUAACUUGUUAGAUAACUUGUUAGAUAACUUGUUAGAUAACUUGUUAGAUAACUUGUUAGAUAACUUGUUAGAUAACUUGUUAGAUAACUUGUUAGAUAACUUGUUAGAUAACUUGUUAGAUAACUUGUUAGAUAACUUGUUAGAUAACUUGUUAGAUAACUUGUUAGAUAACUUGUUAGAUAACUUGUUAGAUAACUUGUUAGAUAACUUGUUAGAUAACUUGUUAGAUAACUUGUUAGAUAACUUGUUAGAUAACUUGUUAGAUAACUUGUUAGAUAACUUGUUAGAUAACUUGUUAGAUAACUUGUUAGAUAACUUGUUAUAG
This is a messenger RNA of Psylliodes chrysocephalus, 696 nucleotides long. The record is from the annotation of a GenBank genome assembly. Lineage: Eukaryota; Metazoa; Arthropoda; Insecta; Coleoptera; Chrysomelidae.